AUGAAAAGCAAAAGAGCCGAGGCCGAAGAGAAGCCUGUUGUCUCUGUCGAACCCGACAGGAAGCGCAAGCGCGAGGAUGAUGGCGCCGACGUGAAAAAGGCCAAGAAGGAGAAGCGAGACAAGAAGUUCAAGAAGGAGUCGCGCAAAGAGCGCAAGGAGAAGCGCAAGGAUCUACAGGAUCUCCCCGAACAAGACGACGAUAUCGAAGAUACCCAAGAUAUCCCGAUGGCCGAUGCAGACGAUAAGCCCGCCGAUACCACUGUAGACGCUGAAAAGUCUGCAAAGAAGGAAAAGAAGAAGGAGAAGAAGGAGAAAAAGGCCAAGGUCGAGGAAGAGCAGCAGGGCACCAGCGCCGACGUCGAAACGAAGGAUGAGCCCAAGAGCAAGAAGAAGAACAAAAAGCAAAAAUCCGCAGAGACGGCCACCGAAUCUGCCGACGCAAAAGAAGACACCACCGACGCAAAGACCAACGGCAAGGCGGACCGCCAUAUUGUCUUUGUCGGCAACCUGCCCUUUACCGCCACCGCUGAGACCAUCAAAGCUCAUUUUGCCUCUUUGGAUCCCGUGGGAGUCCGCUGCAUGAGCGAUCCCAAGGACUCAAAGCCCUGCCGUGGUUUCGCAUUUGUCGAAUUCGCAAAGGUCUGGCAUAUGCGAACAUGUCUUGACAAAUUCCACCAUUCCGAGUUUACGGAUGGUACUUCCUAUCCUCGUCGCAUCAACGUCGAACUAACUGCGGGUGGAGGCGGAAAGACAAAGCAACGACAGGAAAAGAUCAAGGAGAAGAAUGUCAAGCUAAACGAGAACCGCACCAAGCGUAUCGAGCGGGAGAGAAUUGCAAAGGAAGAGAGCAGCAAGGCCAACGCCGACAGACGUCCAGCAGGCGAUGACGGCAUUCACCCCAGUCGACGUGCCCAUAUUCCUGGUAAAAAGUGGUGA
This is a messenger RNA of Fusarium venenatum, 936 nucleotides long. RefSeq lists its product as uncharacterized. Gene Ontology annotation, molecular function: RNA binding. NCBI's taxonomy places the organism in Eukaryota, Fungi, Ascomycota, Sordariomycetes, Hypocreales, Nectriaceae. The record is from RefSeq and is a predicted model, not a curated record.